GGCAGCAGUGUGCGCCCUGGACGGACGCGAUCGAGAGGCCCGCACCAUGGCGGCCGCCUCCGCCCGAGCCCAGCGCGCCCGGCGCAGCGCCGGCCGUGGUCGGGACGGUCCACGUGAGCAUCCAGAGCGCGGCGGCGCACGACGGCGCGCUGGCGGCGGGAGGGCGCGACGUGUGCUGGGACUACGCCGCGGGCAUGCAGAGGGACCCUCCGGACUGCAACGCGUGCCCGCGCGGCGAGAGGUGCAAGUUCGUGCACGUGGCGCCACCGGCGCCGAGGAGUUCAGCGGGCCCCGGCGGCGGCAAGGGCGCCUCUGGUGUCCGUGGGCAGGGCAAGUCGGGGCGCCCCGCGGUGGAGGGACAGGCGGCGAAAGGCGGCAAGGGUGGCAGAGCCAGUGCGGCCCUGCAGGAACCCUCCGAGAGGAAGAAGGCGGUCUCCGAUGAUCCGUGGGCGGACAUGGCGCAGUCCAACACCAAGGUGCCGCCCGCAGCCCGACAACAGCAGGCUGCGCUAUCGAUGGCGGUGGCCUCAGCGGCCGCGGACGGCCAAGCUACUCCAGCCCUGUCGGGCCCAGAUCUCCGCGCUGAGAGCCAGGCGGGGUACGCGCUGGACCCCCCAGCGCAGCAGCCGUCCGUGGGCGCGGAGGCGAGCGCGAUCGAACUGUUCCAGCCCCACCCGCCGGCGGAGGACGCCCUGUCGCGCCCACCGCCGCCCCCGCCGCCGCGCCAGCCGUCCCAGGAGGAGGACCCCUGGGCCGUCAUGGACACCGGACCGUACAGGCGCGCGGGCGCGCCCGCCAGGCACGCGCCGCCCCCGCCCCCCCCGCCGCCCAGCGUGAGGGAGCCGCUCACCGGCCCGCCCGGAGCCGCGCGCGCGGCGCCCCCGCCGCCUCCGCCGGGCGCCCUGCAGGGGCCCCCCGGCGGCCCCAUGUCGGAGGCCAUCAUCAGCCGGCUCGUGGAGUACAUGCACACGGCGGCGGACCCCGAGAGGGCCUUGGCGCAGCUGCGGGCCCCGGGCAGUGGCGUUUCGCCGGAUGCGCUACAGCUGGUGAUGCAGAGGUACCGGGCCGAGGAGGCGAGGCGGGGCCAGUGAGGCCCCCCUGACCCAGAGAAGAAGCAACGGCACAAGCAUUUCAAGCUUCACCACCCUCUAAACUACCCCAGCAGUCAAAGCUUCUGGCGGUCCGCGCUGAUCUUCCUGGAUCGGCGCUGGGCCCCCCUCCCUGGCGCGCGCAGCGCGCCAGGGGCGGCGACGGAGGCGCCGCCAGCGGCUCCAGCGCCGAUCCAAGAGAUCCGCGCGCAGAGCCCCGAACGUCUUCGUGUUGUUGCAGGUUUGUUUCUGCUGCCGGCGUAGGCAAAGCGGGGGAUUACCAUAGCACAUGUCGGAUGCGCUGGGGGCGUCUGCCAGGGAAUGCGUAUGCCCAGGAGGCUUCAGGCCCUGGAGGGUUUUUCCUAUCUGGUAGGAGUGGCGGCGGCAUCCAUGGUCAAGCCUCGUUUGGUGCUUCACGGGCUUGCAGACCCUAGGUUCCUUACCCAAGGGUUCCUCAUCCAAUGCCCCACCGUGUGCCUCCUCGUGUCGGAGUGGAGGCCGAAGUCUCCCUUUUAGGGAGGUUUUGGCGCCUUCUGGAGCCUCCCGUUCGGCCAGGGCUGCUGGGGCUCCAGACGUGGACCAUUCGGCGAUGGCGCUGACGAGACCACAGGCCGGCCCAUGCUCGCUCGAACAUUGUGCGGCCAGCGCCCGUCGGCAAACACACAGCUUAUAUAUUAGCUGCUCCUGGCGCCAGUUUGUCUUCUUGCCUAGCGGCCAUUUGGAGGCUCGCCUGUCGCAGCUUGACCUGUUCAUCGUGUUUUAUUAACUAUAGUAAAUAUAGAAAUCAGUUGCACGAUGUACACUUGUGUCUGGGGGUGUGAUGAUAUCGUGCGCCGUGGGGAAA
Molecule: messenger RNA, 1932 nt
Organism: Prorocentrum cordatum
Lineage: Eukaryota; Dinophyceae; Prorocentrales; Prorocentraceae
Source: the annotation of a GenBank genome assembly